UUCCAAAGGGUCAUAUCAUCACAACUUCUAAGGCUGGCGCGAUCGAGACAGAGAGAGAGAGAUCCACACCCUCACAUCAGCUUUUCUCACUCAUGAAAAUCUCCUCCCUCAUUCAAUCCGGAAUUAAUCCUAAUUCUACCAACACCAACACUGAUGUACAUAAUCAAUUAAAGCUCAAUUUGACCUAAUUAAUCUCUCUCCACACAUGCAACCUUCAUGGACGCAGAAUAUCACAAGCUGAAGGCCAUCCCCUCCUUCAAAUACUCGGACACCGACGACAUCCCGAGGUUCCAGAAGCUUCGCACCGUCUCCUCCUUCAAGCACGUGAUCGAUGCGGCGGGGACUUCGCCGGCGCUCAGCCGUCAGGGAUCGGAGACCGACGAGACCCCCGCGAGGUUUCACAAGCUGCGCACCGUCCCCUCCUUCAAGCACGUGAUCGAUGCGGCGGGGACGCCGCCGCCGAUCAGCCGGGAAGGAUCGGAGACCGACGAGAUCCCCCCGAGGUUCCAGAAGCUUCGCACCGUGUCCUCGUUCAAGCACGUGAUGGAGGCGGCGGCGAUCAGCCGCGAGGGAUCGGAGACCGACGAGAUCCCGAUCCGGUAUCAGAAGCUGCGCGCGAUCCCGUCGUUCAAGCACGUGAUGGAGGCGGCGGCGAUGAGCCGCGAGGGAUCGGAGACCGACGGCGGCGAGCUGCCGCGAUACACGAGCCUGAAGGACGUGAUGUCGAGCCUGUCGCCGAGCGGAAACGCGGACAUCGCGAUCCGGAACGAGCUGGUGAAGCACGCGGCGUCGGCGUACGUGCUGUCGGCGACGAUCAUCAACCCGGGGCAGCGCGACGGCCAGAAUUCGAGGAUGAAGAUGUGCUGCCUGUCGUGCUGGCACAUCCACGUCGGAUUGCCGUUGCAGGCGCUGUGUUGGCCCAUCGUUCAUUUUGUUUAUCAAAUUGUGCGUAGGGUUAGGAACGCUUUGAGACUCAUGGGGCGGAUGCUUGAGCGCACUCUGAAGAAAGGGCACAAAUUGGUUCCACCUACCUUAGAAGGAGGGAAGGCAUUAAGCGAGGGACAGAUGUCCGAGAGGCGGACACACUGGUUGGGAGCUGAUGUCGUUCCCCUACUUGGAGUGGAAAUAUGAAUGAAAAAAAUGAUAAAAAUUUCUUUUUUAGAAAAUGAGGAAUAAGAAAGAAGAGAUUUAAAGGGUGUUUUUUUUUAUACCUCUUUUUUUCAUGAUAAAAAGAAAAAAACUCUCAUAUACGUAAUUCGUCUU
Molecule: messenger RNA, 1263 nt
Organism: Salvia miltiorrhiza (redroot sage)
Lineage: Eukaryota; Viridiplantae; Streptophyta; Magnoliopsida; Lamiales; Lamiaceae
Exons: 2
Coding region: 217-1131 (304 amino acids)
Source: RefSeq, a predicted model, not a curated record